CCGCUGUCACGUGACUCGGGCUGAGCGCUUCCUGCGGCGGUGCAAAACAGACUGGCGAUCUGAGGAACGGAGAAUUGCAGUUUCUGGGUGGAAGAAGUGAACCCAGUGAUGGCCUCGGCUCCUAUAGCACCUUACAACUCCAGUCCUCUGGGGAACAGCUCCAGCCCAAACGCGUCCAGAGAGAGCCUGAAGAUGGAGCCGCUGGCAGAUGUUGCCAUGCUGCCGGGAGAAGAGAGAGUGAUCGAUAAAGAGAUCAUUUACAUCUGCCCCUUUAAUGCUGCAGUCAAAGGGAAGGUGUUCAUCACCAACUACAGACUAUACUUCAAGAACACUGACUCAGAUACACCCAUUACCCUGGACGUUCCCUUAGGGGUCAUAAGCCGUGUAGAGAAGAUGGGCGGAGCCUCUAGUCGAGGAGAGAACUCGUACGGGCUUGAAAUCACCUGCAAGGACAUGAGGAACCUGCGCUUUGCUCUGAAGCAAGAAGGCCACAGUCGAAGAGACAUCUUUGACAUUCUUUUCAAAUAUGCUUUCCCACUGUCUCAUGGAAUGCAACUCUUUGCCUUUCUGAGUCAGGAGAAGUAUGAGGAGAAUGGCUGGAACGUUUAUGAGCCCAUGGAUGAGUACAGGAGACAGGGUGUACCCAAUAGUGAAUGGAGGGUCACUUUCAUCAAUAAGAGCUACGAGCUGUGUGACACCUAUCCCACAGUUCUUGUUGUUCCAUACAAGGCCACAGAGGAAGAUCUUAAAAGAGUUGCUACCUUCCGUUCCCGCUGUCGCAUCCCGGUGUUGUCGUGGUUCCAUAAAGACAACCAUGCUGUGAUCACGCGGUGUAGCCAGCCAUUGGUGGGAAUGAGCGGCAAGCGCAACAAAGAUGAUGAACGUUAUUUGGACCUAAUCCGUGAGGCCAAUGGUACUACCAAACUCACCAUCUAUGAUGCCAGGCCUAAUGUCAAUGCUGUGGCAAACAAGGCCACAGGAGGGGGUUACGAGGGCGACGAUGCAUAUCAGAACGCUGAGCUGGUCUUUCUGGACAUCCAUAAUAUCCAUGUCAUGAGGGAGUCACUGAAAAAGUUAAAGGACAUUGUCUACCCCAAUGUGGAGGAGUCUCAUUGGCUUUCCAGCCUGGAGUCCACCCACUGGCUAGAGCAUAUUAAGCUGGUGCUAUCAGGAGCCAUCCAGGUGGCUGAUAAGGUGUCUUCUGGGAGCUCUGUGGUGGUGCACUGCAGUGACGGCUGGGACCGCACAGCUCAGCUCACCUCUCUGGCCAUGCUGAUGCUGGAUUCAUAUUACAGGAGUUUCAGGGGCUUUCAGGUGCUGCUGGAGAAGGAAUGGAUCAGCUUCGGACACAAGUUUGCCUCAAGAAUCGGCCAUGGAGACAAGAACCAUGCAGAUCAGGACAGGUCACCUAUCUUUUUGCAGUUUAUUGACUGCGUGUGGCAAAUGACUAAACAGUUCCCAACAGCGUUUGAGUUUAAUGAGCGUCUCCUGGUGGUAAUCUUGGAUCACCUGUACAGCUGCCGUUUUGGCACUUUCCUCUACAACUGUGAGAGUGUCCGUGACAGCAAUAACGUUCGGGGGAAGACGGUGUCUCUGUGGUCUUUUGUCAAUAGUGAUACAUCCUUGUACAUAAACCCCUUCUACACACCCGAGUCCAGUCGUGUGCUUUACCCUGUAGCCAGCAUGCGCCACCUAGAGCUUUGGGUGACUUAUUACAUCAGGUGGAACCCUCGCAUACAACACCAGCAACAGAGUCCAGUGGAGCAGCGCUACAAGGAGCUACUUGCGAUGAGGGAUCAGUACCUGAAGAAACUGGAAGAGCUGAAGCUCUCGGACUCCACCCCAUCCUCCACCCACUUGACAAACAGCUCCACCCCCAACGCUGCCACGCCCAAUCAGCACAUCACACACUUACAGACACCGUUUUGAUCCCACCCGCAAACAAAAGUUUGGACAUUUGUACAUAGCAAUAGUGAUAAUUACGGUAAUACGAUUAGUAGUGAUGUCGACGAUAACGAGUAACAAAACAAUUAUGCAAUAAAUCACAGUACGGCCUUCAUCACGCAAAAAAAAAAAAAAAAAAAAAAAAAAAACGAAAAGAGAA
This is a messenger RNA of Labeo rohita (rohu), 2104 nucleotides long. It is a transcript of the gene mtm1, whose product is annotated as myotubularin 1. Lineage: Eukaryota; Metazoa; Chordata; Actinopteri; Cypriniformes; Cyprinidae. Bases 109 to 1929 code for a protein of 606 amino acids. Gene Ontology annotation, molecular function: phosphatidylinositol-3,5-bisphosphate 3-phosphatase activity. Gene Ontology annotation, cellular component: plasma membrane. The record is from RefSeq and is a predicted model, not a curated record. Gene Ontology annotation, biological process: negative regulation of autophagosome assembly; muscle cell cellular homeostasis; dephosphorylation. The transcript has 15 exons.